CAAGUCGUUAUCGAUACGGCGACGGCGACGACUGCGACGACGGUGACCAUCGAAGAGUCGUGUCCCGACGACAAUAAUACUGUAAUAAUAUCGUAUUAAGUCCCGACAUUUAUAUCAAAUCUCGACAUCAAUCCCGUCACCGGCACGCAGAUCUCGUCCGAAACCGUACCGAGGGUGAUCUAAGUGUAGUCAUCGAUUCCGGCCGGCGUUCACCGAGCAGCAGCAGAAAUGGCCACGAAAACCUUAAUGUUACCCACGCCGGAAAAGUUGAAGGAGAUUUACCAGGACCUGGGCAUAACCGAGGAGAAGCUCGACGCAGACGUGCAGACCAUCGUGGAAUGGAUGCGUAAACAGCCCCAUCUCCCCAACCCUGACGGCGAUGAACGAAGAAUUCGUUUAUUUUUAAUUCUUUGCAAAAACAGUAUGGAGAGGACCAAAGAGUCUUUGGAUCAAUAUUACACAUUAAAGUCAAUGGUUCCAGAAUUCUUCGGUGACAGAGAUCCUACUGCACCCGCACUCUUGCGAUCGAUGAAAACAUCGCUUUUUAUUCCUUUACCGAAAUUGACACCAGAAGGCUACAGAGUCUCUCUCAGCCGUAUCAGAAACCAAGAAGUGGAUAAUUUCGAAUUCGCAGACUACGUAAAGGUAAACUUUAUGUCUAUCGACAUCAGGCUUUCCAAAUUGGAUAUGUUCAAAAAGGAAAUAUUCAUCUUCGACUUGAAAGACAUCACCAUGGCUCAUCUGACCUCUAUGUUACCGCAUAUGAAGAAGUUCGUUUACUGCGCAACAACGGCCUAUCCGUUGCGAAUUCAAGAAAUUCACAUUAUCAACAUGCCCAGCUACGCUCAAACGAUGGUCAACAUGGUGCUGGGUGUUUUGAAAAAGAAAAUCGCCAACAGGAUUAAAAUCCACAGCAGUCUUGAAGACAUGAAGAAGCACAUCACACCCGACAUUCUGCCUUUGGACUACGCUGGUACUUUCCCGAAAACUAGCGAAGAACUUAUCGUUGAUUGGCAAGAAGAAUUGAUAAAACACAGGGACUGGUACCUGUCUCAAAAUGCGGUCAAUUGUGAUGAGAACAGAAGGACAAAGAAACCCUGCGUUAAGGUGAACAUGCUGGCUGGAGUUGAAGGCUCAUUUAGAAAACUCGAAGUCGACUAAUAUUUUUGUGUUUAAUUUUUAGAAAUAGUGUUUUUUUUUUUUUUGUGAAUUGAUUUAUUUUUCGUUUUAUAAGUUUAUCCGAUACAGACUCUAUAGGUUUUGUACAGUGUUUAGUUUUUUUUCGGUGUAUUAAUAAGAUACGUUUUUAUGUAACCUAUAUGCUUAGAAGUAUAAGUCAAUCCUUCAUUAUUUUUUAA
This is a messenger RNA of Myzus persicae (green peach aphid), 1358 nucleotides long. Its product is annotated as alpha-tocopherol transfer protein-like. Gene Ontology annotation, cellular component: membrane. Gene Ontology annotation, molecular function: phosphatidylinositol bisphosphate binding. Lineage: Eukaryota; Metazoa; Arthropoda; Insecta; Hemiptera; Aphididae. The record is from RefSeq and is a predicted model, not a curated record. The transcript has 6 exons. The coding region runs from base 229 to 1161 and encodes 310 amino acids.